AUGUCUUUCGAUGCGCCGUUGCCCCCAUACAAUGCAUCCGACCCGCAUGCCUCUUUUCUAAACUCGACGUGCUUAGACCUCUUACUCAUCGAGAUUGUCCCAUUGGCGCACCGACUAGCGAAUGAGUUGAGCGUGACGAAUGAGGCUCUGGAUGAUGAAGAAGAGAGGGAGGCCAUGUUUUAUCGCCUCGAGUCGUUAGGGUAUCGAGUUGGACAAGGGCUCGUAGAGAGGUUUUCGAGAGACCGGACCAGAAUGGUUGAUACACUCGAUGUUAUAAAAUUCAUCUGUAAAGACCUGUGGACUAUCGUUUUUAGGAAGCAGAUCGACAACUUAAAGACAAAUCACCGUGGUGUUUAUGUAUUAACCGAUAAUACUUUCCGUCCGUUUGCACGGAUGAGCUCAGAGGCUGGCGGAAAUGCUGUUGCCAGAGCUCAACCUUUCCUAUGGUUCCCUUGUGGUAUUGUUAGAGGAGCACUGGCGAAUAUGGGUGUGAAUGCGAGCGUUCAGGCCGAAACAACAGAACUUCCAGCUGCGACGUUCAAGAUAGAGACAAUAUCUAAAUCCGCGGUAUGA
Messenger RNA from Morchella importuna, 573 nucleotides. RefSeq lists its product as uncharacterized. Bases 1 to 573 code for a protein of 190 amino acids. The record is from RefSeq and is a predicted model, not a curated record. The transcript is spliced from 4 exons. Gene Ontology annotation, cellular component: cis-Golgi network; TRAPP complex; trans-Golgi network. Gene Ontology annotation, biological process: endoplasmic reticulum to Golgi vesicle-mediated transport; regulation of GTPase activity. NCBI's taxonomy places the organism in Eukaryota, Fungi, Ascomycota, Pezizomycetes, Pezizales, Morchellaceae.